AACGGGAGGGCGGGCGGGCGAGCGGCAGCCUAGCAACGGCUGCUGGCGGCCUCCCAGCGCCUCAGCACCGGGCCCGCCCACCCGACCACCCCGCCCCCUUCACUGCCAAGCACUUCCCCGUUUUCUUUUCAAGCUUCUUCCACUCUUUUGGGGUUUUUUGCGCUAACGAGGAGGAGAAUGGCUCCGGUGCUGAUGGGGUUGCUGGCCAUCGCCCUGUUCGGCUGCCCGAGGGCGUCCUGCGACCAUAAGAGAGACUUCCCCGAACUGCCGGCCCACCGGCGGGAGAUCUUCCAGCAGCUGGCAACUUUGAGGGGCGCAUCCCGGGUGCGGAGAGAUGCUUCCCCCCGCCUCACCGUCCGUGAAGCAGACCCCUGUGGCAGUGGCACCUCCGAUCAAGGCGCCCUGAGACAAAACACCCAUCAGAACAUAUUUGAGGAUGAUGAUGGUUCCACAGUAACGUUAGCUUGGGUCGGUGAUGGAACUGGGAUCAUCCUUGUAUUGACUACUUUCAACUUACCACUUGCUUGGCUAUUUUUUGGUGGAACCUCCCGACUCUACAGAAGUGAGGAUUAUGGGAAAACAUUUACUGAUAUAUCAAUCCGACUCAAGAACUAUUAUAUACGGAAAGAAUUUGGAAUAAAUGUUGGACCGGAGCAUUCACAGAAGGUCAUUCUGACAGCUGAUGAAUCUAAACGUCCUAAACAAGGCAUAAUAUUGCGGUCAUCCGAUUCUGGACGGACAUUUCAUUCCAUCCGUCUUCCCUUCCAACCCAGCCUGCCGAUGAUCUAUCAUUCCAGCCAUUCGGAUCACCUACUGGCCUACAGCACUGAUCAUGACCUUUGGCUUUCUCAAAAUUUUGGUACUACGUGGAAAAAGAUCCAUCAAUUCGUCUAUGGUUGUUCAUGGGGACCAGGCAGCACCAUUUUUUUCUCAGCUCAUCCUGACGGCUUUUAUGAUGUAAAUGCCAGAGGAGUACUGAUGCUUAAGAGAACAAUGGAUUUUGGGAAAACGUAUAAAACACUUCUCUCGCAUGUUUACUCAUUUGGCUUUGCUGGCCGUUUCCUCUUUGCCUCUGUUGUCAAUAACCAGACCCAGCCCAGAUUGGUGUACGUGUCUGCUGAUCAGGGUGAUACCUGGAAUAAAGCUCAACUGCCUCCUGUGACCCAUGAACAGUUUUACUCAGUACUAGCAGCAGACGAUGAAAUGAUUUUCAUGCAUGUGGAUGAUCCUGGCAAUACUGGGUUUGGAACAAUUUAUACUUCUGAUGAUCGGGGUCUUCUUUUCUCCAAGUCCCUGGAACAUCAUUUGUUUUCUGACACAAGUGGUGCAACAGAUUUCACAAAUGUAACGUCACUUCGCGGCGUCUACAUCACAAACAUACUCGAUGAUGACAAUAAUAUUCGAUCAGUAAUUACAUUUGACAGUGGAGGAGAGUGGAAACCUUUGAAAAAGCCAGAUAACAGUCAAUGCGAUGCGACAGCCAAGAAUUCACAUACGUGUAACCUCCAUAUCCACGCUGCAUAUAGCAUCUCCCAGACCCUGGAUGUUCCUAUGGCCCCACUCACUGCAGCAAAUGCAGUUGGACUGAUCAUAGCCCAUGGUAGUGUAGGAGAUGCCAUCUCUACAAUGAUUCCGGAUGUAUAUGUAUCAGAUGAUGGCGGAUAUACUUGGUCAAAAGCACUGACUGGACCCCAUUAUUAUACCAUCCUUGACUCAGGAGGCCUAAUCGUAGCAGUGGAAUCCCAUGUGGACAAGCCCAUUGACAUUAUAAAGUAUUCAACUGAUGAAGGGCAAUGCUGGAAGAAUUAUAACUUCACAAAUGAGACAUUUAUGUUUGUGGGGCUUGUAUCAGAACCAGGAACAAAAUCGAUGAAUAUCAGCCUCUGGGGAUACAAAAAAGAAAACAUUUAUUCAACAACUUGGCUAUCAAUAACCAUUGACUUUGAGGAGCUUCUAACCAGAGACUGUGAAGAAAAGGAUUAUGUCAAAUGGUUGGCACAUUCUAUCGGAACUGGGACAAAAAACGAUGGCUGCAUUUUGGGAUACAAAGAAACAUUUCAGAGACUUGCCAAGGCCUCCGUAUGUAGAAAUGGGAGGGAUUAUAUCAUCAACAAAAAACAAAGCUUUUGCCCCUGCACUCUAGUUGAUUAUAUGUGUGAUUUUGGAUAUUAUCGCGAAGGAAAUAGUGAUGAAUGUAAAGAACAGCCAGACUUAAAGAAUCGUGUGCUGGAAUUCUGCUUACAAGGCAAAGAGGAGCUGUUGAAUACAGAAGGGUAUCGAAAAGUCCCAGGAGAUAAAUGUGAAGGUGGUUUCAUGCCCAAUCGAUCAGAAAAAAUGACAAACAUGAAUUGUGAACAAAUGUUGUCGGUAAAAGAUCCCGUGCCCAAGAUUACUGUCAUCAUCAUAGUAUUGAGUGUAUUGGGAGCAUCAAUACUGAUGAUAACUGGCAUUGUCCUUAUUUUCAAGAAAUAUGUGUGCGGUGGAAGGGCCUUGGUCUACCGUUAUUCUGUUCUGCAAACCAAUACUGAUGAAGUCUGCAUUGCUGAAAGUCUGGAUGGCAACAGAUCAAACACUGAUAGAACUUAUCACGAUGAUUCUGAUGUUGAUCUUAUCGAAUAAGGCCACACUUGGCACCCUAGCCAUGUCAAAAUGGCACCCAAGCCAUUAUUUGCCAACAUAAAUCUGCAAAGUGGACUUUGCCUCAAUAAGUCAUCAGAUCGUAAAAAGAACAUUGCCAGGUGCCCCUGGGGCAGGGCUUUCUUCCUGUUAGUCAGCUUCUCUCCACCAUUAUUGCAUUUUACAAGCAAGAUAUAUUUGUGCCGCUGCUAAUAAAGAGUGAAAAUAUAAUUAUUUUUGCUGUGUGACGUGUUCGUGUAGCUACAAUCAUUUCUUAGGGCAUCUUAUUUUCAGGACAAACUCUACAAUUCGUAAGUCUGCGGUGUGGCUUCGCUUACACUUGUUGCAAAAUGGUUCCCAUCUAAAUCAUCAAUGCUUAAUAAAAACACAGGCAAUAUAUCUGUGAUUUUUCAAUAUUUGCCAUUUGGCUGCUCACAAAAUUAAUCUGAAUUUAUAUCUCUUAAAUUCACUAUUUGUUUGAACUGUGGAAAAAGACAAUAUGCUCAAUUUGCAGGGUUAAAUUUUGGUUUCUUUGCUUGACUUAAUCUGAUUUAUAACAGCAGUUACCCACUAUAGAACUCAUCAUAUUUAUUUGCCAUUUGGAUGGGCAAUAGGCUCUAUUCUACCAGAUUACUGUCCAGAAAUGAAGAUAAAAAUCUACCACGUUAUUUUCAACUCAUGAUGAAAAAGGCUCUUUUCAUUUUGAUUAAGACCAACAAAAAAAGAAUCACUGCAAAGCCAAAAAAAUAACUCCAUUUAAAUAGUUCUAUCACAACUUUGGCAGAAUCCCUGCACCACUGCUUCGUGAAAUGAUAGUGUGCAAUUUCAGCUGUUUUUAUACAGGGUUUGCAUUUGUUGCACUGAUUUCUCACUAAAAUUGUGACCAAAGAAUGCAUAGACUUUUUGGACUGUGAUGUUUGCCUUAAUUAUAAUUGUAGUUUGUUUAUUGAAAACAACUGUGUCUGACGUUGGGAAAUUGGUUCUUGUUUCUACCUUGUCUGUCAUUGCAUUUAUUUACCUGUGAUUUUGCUACACGUAGAGAUUUAUUGGAGUUUAAAAUUGUCUUGGCAUUAGUCCAAAGCAGUUAGUAGCCAAUCAAUUGCCCUUUAUACAAAUUUCUUCAUAUUCACUUCUAUUGGAUUUAAAUAGGAGUCCAGCAAUGUAACAGGCAACACAAAUGAUAUCACUAUGCGUCACUGUCCUGUGCAACUUUUUAUCUGGUGUGAUCUGGACCAUUACAUUAUAUGCUGACUGAAUAGUUUAUUGAGGCGCGUCCUAUACAUCGAUACUUUGUUCAGGUUUCCAGAAAGAUGAAACAGAUUUUUCACUUAUCAGCCUUCCCAUGGAACCUAAAGAUCAGGUUCACAUGCUCAAUUCAUCUUUGAUAUACCCAGUUCGCCGAUCAUCCUAUAUUCCUAAACUUGUCUAUGUUAUUGUCGAAUCCUAUCUUUUGUUAGUCCUAUCUUCGCAUGCAAAACUGCACUUGAAAUGUUUUUGAAUUGUUUAUGAUAUGCUUCUCGGCUUGGAAAUCAAUCAACAGGUAGUCUGUAAAUAAUGAGAUUGCAGCUCAGGUUUCAUACAUAUAUUUAAAAAAAAAAUUUACUUUAUCGUAGGCCUUCAAACAUUUUCUCAGCACUGCCUCCUGUCAGCUCCAGCUUUCGCUUCCACCCACAGCAGACUCAUUUAUCUAUGUAAUAGUUUCUGGGCAAAUGGGAUUUCCUCUGAGAUUGCCCCGCUGGAGUGCAAGCUUCUCGAAAUAAUUCCCUUCACUUAAAUAUUAAUGCAAUAUACGUUUCUCCGUUGUUUAAGAUAGUUGUCAUAUUUAAGUCCAAUACCAUAAAGCACAUUCACUUUUAUCAUCUACAGAAUAUUUUGCAGAAUACACUAUUGUAAAUGUGACCCACUUUAAGCUAUUUUUGAUGAUGGCACUUGAUAUUUUUUGGCAUUCCAAAUCUGAUUAAUCCCCAAUAUUGUGCUUUUAUAUCCAUCUUCAAUCUGCUGUUAUAGUUUAGUGAACCAUUGACCGUCGAACAAACCUGUAAUAUGUCUGUCAUUUUCAAUUAACAUUCCCAUUGCAAUGGCAAAAUAAAAUGAACUGGCUGUAUUCGGAGCUAUCUGACAACAAAAUAUCAUUGAAAUGCUCCUCCUAACCAGAGACUGAUAAAAUGUUCCCCCUCGGAGUCAAGAUGAACCACCAUUGACUAAGUAAUAACUCGCACUCAUGUUGGUGGCACAGUGGCAGCAGCUCAGACAGUGAGCUUUGAAAGUUUCUUGGGAAAAGUAACCUUGCCCUAUGAUAAAUUUUGCAUUUUCUAUAUAUAAAUCAUAAAAAUCCAAACAAAAACUGCAGGUGCUGAAAACCAAAAAUGAAAUGAGAAAAUAAUAGUCAUACAGCAAGGAAAUAGGCCCUUCAGCCCAAUGCCCAUAAUCAUGGGUCAUACAGCAAGGAAACAGGCCUGUCCACCCAACUUGUCCAUGCUGACCAAGAUGCCCCUUCUCAACCAAGUUCCAUUUGGCCCUUAUCAAUCUACACCUUUCAAAUCCAUGUACCUGUCCAAAUGUCUUUCAAAUGUUGUUAUUGUAUCUGUCCUGACUACUUCCUUUGACAGCUCCUUCCAUAUACACACCACCAUCUGUGUGGAAAAAAAUGCUCCCUUAGAUUUCCAUUAAAUCUUUCACCUUCAACCCAUACCCUUUGGUUCUUGCUAUCCCUAUCCUCGGAAAAAGACUGUGCAUUCACCCAAUCUGUGUCCCUUAUGAUUAUAUCUGAUACUACGAUCUGGAACAAAAAAAAAGAACUGAUGGAGGUACACAAUGGGUCAGGUGGUAUCUGUAGAAGCAAAGGGAUAGUUGAUGUUUUGUCUUGAAACCUCUUGCAUCAGGACUUCAUUACAGCAUCAGACAUUAACAAAAUAAAAGAGCUACAAAUGCAGAGUAGGAAAACAUGUCUGGUAGGUCAGGCUGGGCAUGUGCUGCACUCGCAGAGAAAAGAAGAGGAAAAAGUGGAAAAAACACAUAAACUGCGCCAAUGUCACAGAUGAGCAACAGACACAGAGAAAUAAAGUUACCUGCGGUUAUAGAAUUCAAUUGUCCUGCUCCUGCAUUUUGUGACUUCUACUUCCUUCCGCCAAUGUUCCUAUCCCGAUGUUCUCACUCUCUUACAGCUCCAAUUCACUCGUUGACCAGGGAAUGCUGUUUACAUCUAAUUCCCAUAAUCACCUUAGUUUUACCCUGCCACAGACAUCCCACUGCAACCUUUCCACUGCAACUUAAUAAGCUUAUAUUGUUUCCUUCCCAAAUCAGGCAAAGGGUUUUUGACCUGAAAUGUUAGCUGUGUGUCCCUUCCCGACAGAUGUGGGCUGACCUGACGAUUCCAAUGUUUUUUUUGUGAAUAAUAUAAACAAUACCCUGUAGUGGUCAGCUUCCCAAUUCGCACUAAUCUCAGAAAAUGAAUGAGAAGGAAAACUUUUUUUUUGCUCAGCUUUCAAAGUUGCUUGUGCCCCUCUCUCCUUCCUAGUGAAAGCGAGAUUGAAUGGAAGCAAACCAAACCACAGUUGAAAUUGGCCACCACAGGUUGCCCAGCAAGUUUUAUAUUUAAUAAGCUGGUUCUUAUGGGUGAGGAGGAGAAUACCUUUUUAAAACAAAUGCAAGACAACACUAUUAUAGGACCGACCCUGAUUUAUGAGGCCAAACAACUAAAAAGGUCGGCAAAAAUUUUAGUUUUGAAAGUUUAUUGCAGUAAUGUUAUUUCUAUCUUUAUAAUAGAUGUUAUAGAAAAUAUUUUUUAAAAAUAUGAUGUAAUAGUAUAAGGAUUGUGAAGGGUGAAAGCAUGAUCUUGAAAUGAUAAUUCGAUAUUUAUUAAAGAGAAUUUGGAGCACACAAAAAUAUUGGGCGGGGGGGGGUCGAGAAGGAAGAGGAACUAUCGGGACUAUAUUGAAUACUUUUUGUAACUUUGUUGCCGCCCUAUGCGUGAUGACUCUGCAUACUUUGUGUGUUGUAUGCAAAGCAAAGAAUUACACUGCACCAGUACAUGUGCUAAUAAAGUAUCAAUUAAUAUUGUA
Leucoraja erinaceus (little skate) is the source of this 6677-nucleotide messenger RNA. RefSeq names its product sortilin-like. The coding region runs from base 178 to 2619 and encodes 813 amino acids. The transcript has 21 exons. NCBI's taxonomy places the organism in Eukaryota, Metazoa, Chordata, Chondrichthyes, Rajiformes, Rajidae. Gene Ontology annotation, cellular component: membrane; Golgi apparatus. The record is from RefSeq and is a predicted model, not a curated record. Gene Ontology annotation, molecular function: protein binding. Gene Ontology annotation, biological process: Golgi to endosome transport; endocytosis; vesicle organization.